GUGAUUGAAUUGAACCAGGAACCCGAUAGCAUGGUCAUUCAAAAAUCUCUUCAAACGCAGCUACGUGACCGCAUCAACCGAACAACCGCAGCAGAUGGAGGAUCCGACAUAAAUUUCGUAGCAAAAUCGCUGGCCAUGUCUGAGGGCAUGAUCACCAACCAUUUGUUGGUGCUCUCAGCAGCCAAAAAUCCGAAGCCGCUGUCCGAUAUGAACGUUAUGUUGAAAUGUUCGAACAUUUUACGAUCGCCAAUUUAUGACCUGCCACUCUGCGUGCCGGAGUUGUUGAUGACCGUUUUGGGUCCGUCUUGCAGCCAGGAAUUUCUGAACAUUGUUCAUGAAUACGCCCGCCCCGUUAUCCGAGGCGUUCGUCAGCCAGUGGCGAUCGAGACUGGCAAAUUUUUAUUCGACGACGAUUUUUGGAACAUGUGCCUUCGUCAACUUGGGGCAUGUGUAUUCAAGCCAGACGUUCCAACCCAACGAGUCGGUACACAUCCAUGGUCCAUUGAGGAAGAAGACAACAUGCGUCUGCACGCGACUGGGUUGGACGAGUAUGUCGAGGAUAACCAGCUUUUCUUGGCAUACGUCAACUCGGGUAAAGCCGCAUGGUGAUUUGAUUUACUUUUCACUAAGAACAUACCAAUCAAUCAUCUAACUUCAGUACGGCAGUAUCGCAGCCAAACUUAUAUUUUUUAAACCUUUUU
Sitodiplosis mosellana (orange wheat blossom midge) is the source of this 701-nucleotide messenger RNA. RefSeq lists its product as uncharacterized. The transcript has 3 exons. Bases 31 to 609 code for a protein of 192 amino acids. Lineage: Eukaryota; Metazoa; Arthropoda; Insecta; Diptera; Cecidomyiidae. The record is from RefSeq and is a predicted model, not a curated record.